AUGAAACUUUUGAAAUGGAUUAUUCUGAUUUUCUUGGUAGAUCAAACAGAACCUAGAACCCUUCGAAAAUGGACCCAAAACAAAAUAACCUGGUCGUUCGGCGACCCUUAUCACUAUCUAACUCCCCGACAGUUCGAUGGUGUACGUCGUACUGUACAAGAGUCGUUUGCCAAAUGGGCGAUAGCCUUAGAGAAUUUGAUGGAAUUCGAGGAGAUUUUAGAUGAUCAAGAAGCAAAUAUUCGCGUAUUUUUCGCCAAGAAAAAUCAUUCGUGUUAUGAGGAAUUCGAUGGGAAAGGAGGUGUGGUUGCUCAUUCAAUGUAUCCACCAUUUGGAGUGCUACAUUUGGACGGGGAUGAGCAAUGGUAUGCUACAGAUGAAAAUGAAGAGAUGGAUCAGAGAGUUAUUGAUUUGAGAAUGGUCCUGAUCCAUGAAAUUGGUCACACUCUAGGACUACGGCACUCCAGAAGAAAAGCUUCCGUUAUGAGAAAACACUACGAAAAACCCAAAAACCCCCACAAGAUUCGCCUAUCAAAGUACGAUGUUCGAGCUAUUCGGGAGCUGUAUGGAUCAUAG
Messenger RNA from Caenorhabditis briggsae, 573 nucleotides. NCBI's taxonomy places the organism in Eukaryota, Metazoa, Nematoda, Chromadorea, Rhabditida, Rhabditidae. Gene Ontology annotation, molecular function: metalloendopeptidase activity; zinc ion binding. The transcript has 6 exons. Gene Ontology annotation, cellular component: extracellular matrix. The record is from RefSeq and is a predicted model, not a curated record. Gene Ontology annotation, biological process: collagen catabolic process; extracellular matrix organization; proteolysis. Bases 1 to 573 code for a protein of 190 amino acids.